Messenger RNA from Truncatella angustata, 1252 nucleotides. Its product is annotated as glycoside hydrolase family 16 protein. The coding region runs from base 111 to 1091 and encodes 326 amino acids. Lineage: Eukaryota; Fungi; Ascomycota; Sordariomycetes; Amphisphaeriales; Sporocadaceae. Gene Ontology annotation, molecular function: hydrolase activity, hydrolyzing O-glycosyl compounds. Gene Ontology annotation, biological process: glucan catabolic process. The transcript has a single exon. The record is from RefSeq and is a predicted model, not a curated record.
CUACCUUGAAGGCACCUUCCACGGACACGCUCAUUAUUUAGCACAAUAAACAGAGACGACUCAUCCUAUCGAAGACAUCUACAUCAGAUUAGCACUAAUCAGCACUCGAGAUGGUCCGCACAAGGUCUCUUUUGCGCUUUGGCGUAAUUGCUUCGCUUAGUGCCAUAACCCACGCGACGUAUAGCAUUGAAGACACGUACGACACCAGCAGCUUCUUUGAUGGUUUCGACUUCUAUAGUGGCGCUGAUCCAACCAAUGGAUUUGUGCAAUACCACACUGCAGCACUUGCAAAUUCUUCUUCUCUUGCCGGGUAUGCGAACGGCGGUAUCUACUUAGGAGCGGAUUACGAGACGGUGAACCCAUCUUCACCUGGCCGAGGUUCAACCAGGGUUAAUUCUAAAAAGACAUACACCAAAGGCCUUUUUAUUGCUGAUAUUGCGCACAUGCCGACAACCUCAAAGAACGGGUGCGGGCUCUGGCCUGCCUUCUGGAUGUUUGGUGAGGAGGGUGGCUGGCCAAAUUCAGGUGAAAUCGACAUCAUCGAGGGAGUUAACUCAGUCACAUCGACGACCAUGACACUUCACACUAGCGCCGGUUGUUCCUUCAGCCAGGGCGACUGCAAUGCUGGCAACGGCAACACGGGCUGCCCCCAACCUACCAAUAACACGCAGACUUUCGGCUCCGGAUUCAACGCCAUAGGUGGUGGAGUAUACGCCGUCGAGUGGACCAGUGAAGCCAUCUCGAUUUGGUUUUUCCCACGCGCGGCCAUUCCGUCGGAUGUUACUUCUGGCAGCCCUGAUCCGACAAAUUGGGGCAUGGCCGCAAGUACCUUUUCCGGCUCAGGCUGCAACAUCGACGAUCACUUUCAAGAGCAUACCAUCGUCUUCAACGUCGACUUUUGCGGCGAUUGGGCGGGUAAGGUGUGGAGUACGGAUAAAACUUGCUCUGCGCUUGCCAGCACAUGCCAGGAAUACGUCGCUGCCAACGCUGGCGAUUUCCAGGAAGCGUACUGGCUUAUCAACUCUGUCAAGGUCUAUUCGCAAAAUACCUCGGCUAAGCGAGGUCUUGUGCCUCGACCCUUCAUGGCGUAAUCGAGUUGACGAUACGUAAUGAAGUUACAGUAUAUAAGUGGUUGAUGGAAGUGGAACAAGGCGUUUGUACAUUUAUAUUCAUGAGAAAGGCGAUACCCGAGGAGUAACAAAGGCGUUCAGGAUGUUAUUUCGAAAUUUUAGCAGAGUUAAAUACAGUGGAC